UGUUCAAAUGUAUAUUUUCUCUGAUUUAUUUCAGUGUAAUUAUUCAAAUAUGUCAUUGCUUUUUCUGAAGGGUCUACGGCCUAGUCCUGUCUUAAGCAUUUUCUAGGUUUUGUUCUGUCUGUUUUGUCUUUAUUUUCAAUGUCUCUUCAUGGUGUCUGUUUUCAUGCUGUCUUGCAUGGUUUCUGUCUCCCCUGUCCCCUCUGUUCGUCCUUCCUCCUUUUGCUACAGAGAGGAGGAAUAUGAGGAGGAAGAAGAAGAGGAACACCCUAUCACAGAGCCUAAUACUGAGGAUGAGGGGGAGGAGCCCUCUAGGCAGGUUACUGUCAGCAAUGUUUCGACAGUUCCUGUGAUUGACAGCAUAGAACAAGCUGGUAGCUCAUGUUCGCCUUGUAAAUACAUAGUCAACUUCAUUCCAACCACUGCAGAGGAGAAAUUUCCCACUAGCCCUCCAGCCAAGAGCCCACCACCUUCGGCCACUGAGACUCCCGAUCUCCCUGAUUCAUCCUACCUGUCUCCACAACCCUCCGUCCUUGCUUCGUUGUUAGUCAACCGGAAGUUGCCUGCCAGCACAACCAGCACCUCAUCCAGAUCUGGUUCCCAGGGUUCCUCGGCAAACAUCACCCCAGCUGUAUCUCCAACAGUGGAGAAGCUGCCAUACCUUCCUCAUUCCCCAUUCCAUCUUUUCUCAUAUGACUUUGACGAGCCUUCUCCUUCUACAGUCAAAGACACAGAGGCUGAAGCAAUGAGGUGCCUCAGGUAGAUGCUAAAGUUAGCCAUUGACACUAAUACCUAAAAAGUAAACAAAAUGUCUUUAAUACUUCCAGAAAUCCACAUGGGCACUGCUGUUUUUUGUUUCUUAGGGAAGCACUUAACAUGGGUGUUUAACUAACUUGAGAUAACUGAGUGGAUAUUGUUAUGGAAGUGCAGUUCUAAAGGGUUAUGAACUCUUGAAACAGGUACUGCACCUCUCUCUCCCUUUCUCUUUCUAAUGGAAUGCACUUUUUAUUUUUAGGGUUCAGAAUACCUCUGCCAAAUACUAGUGGGGAGGUAUAAUUUCUUUAAGCCAGCAGCUGGCAAGCUAAAUUUUCCAUUUUACAACCCUGAGGGCCCUCCUGUAGUUUAUUGCUCAUCUGCCUUUCAUUGUGGUUGUGAGGAACUUUCUAGUUUAAAAAAAAAUGAAAGGAUAGUUCAAAUGCUGGUUAGCCAUCAAAGCACCUAUAAAAAUUGAGCAAACUGAAAAAACUGUUUUUUUUUUCCAUCAUAGACACUGUUUGGACAUGACAUCUUUCCUUGCAUCAAUUUUACUUCUAAUCAACCAGGGACCAGUUUAAAAUGAACUAAAUACAGCUGUUUUUGUGUCAUGUUUAAUGAUGGUAAAGACAUUUUUUUUCAAAGGAUCAUGGAGAUAAAUUCUACUUCUUAUUAUUGUCAGUAUCAGUU
Messenger RNA from Lepisosteus oculatus (spotted gar), 1440 nucleotides. The record is from RefSeq and is a predicted model, not a curated record. Lineage: Eukaryota; Metazoa; Chordata; Actinopteri; Semionotiformes; Lepisosteidae.